AUGUGGAGGCCCGCCCGCACCACUGGGUCCAACGACACCCCACUUGCCAACAAGCGCCGCUUCGGCCUUCCCGAGGAGGCUCCGGCUCAGGCUCCGCCUCCUCCCGGAGGAGGUGGUUAUGGCAAGCCCCCCGGAGACAUGCAGUUCUUCAACGGACGUAUUGACCGUGACCGCGACCGCGAGCGCCGUAAUGCGCCCCCGCAGCCCCGUGAUGACCACCGCCGCGAUGACAGGGACAUGCGCGACCGUCGCGACGACCAAGACCGCUACGGUGGUGACCGCCGCGACGACAGGGACCGCCACGACCGCCGCGAUGACCGGGGCGACGACCGCCGCAGCGACCGCAGGAGCCGCUGGGACGACCAGGACCGCACGCGCGGACGUGAGGCUGACCCCCGCGAAGAGGGACCUCGUAAGCGCCGCUCGCGCUGGGGCGACGCCAGCGAGCGCGUCGACGUCUCGGGCCUGCCCGUCAACAUUCAGGGCAAGGUCUCUGCGUCCGAGCUCGACAAUUAUGCCAUCCACGUCCGCCUCGAGGAGAUUGCGCGCAAGUUGCGCACCGGUGACGUGGUGCCGCCUGAUGGGCAGCGGUCGCCUUCCCCGCCCCCGAAGUUCGACGCUUACGGCCGCCGCACUAACACCCGCGACGUCAGGUACCGUGAGAAGCUUGAGGAUGAGCGCCGUCGCCUGAUCGACCGUGCGAUGAAGAACGACCCCAACUUCCGCCCGCCUGCCGACUUCCAGAAUAGACGCAACGGCCGGCCCAUGGACAAGGUGUACAUCCCCGUUGACGAGUUCCCCGAGAUCAACUUUUUCGGCCUGCUUGUCGGCCCUCGUGGCAACUCACUCAAGCGCAUGGAGCGCGAGACGGGUGCCAAGAUUAGCAUCCGUGGUAAGGGCAGUGUUAAGAAGGGCAAGGACCGCCCGGAAGCGUACGCCAACGACGAAGAGGACGACCUGCACUGUGUCGUGACGGGCGACGACGAGGUCAAGGUCAAGGCAUGUGUAAUGCUCAUUAACAAGGUCAUUGAGACCGCUGCCUCGACACCCGAGGGCCAGAACGACCACAAGCGUAACCAGCUCCGUGAGCUUGCCUCGCUUAACGGUACCCUGCGCGACGACGAGAACCAGCUGUGCCAGAACUGUGGUGAGAAGGGCCACCGUCGCUGGGAAUGCCCCCAGCAGCGCGUGUACAGUGCCAACGUCAUCUGUCGUCUCUGUGGCGGUGCGGGCCACAUGGCGCGCGACUGCCGUGGCCGUGGCGACCCCAGCCUCGCAACCAACAGGCCGCCUGGCGACACUCAGUUCGACUCGGAGUACUCGGCUCUCAUGGCCGAGCUUGGCGAGGCCGGUGCGGCUGCUCCAGGCCCGGGUGCACCUACGGAGCAGCGCCUCCCGCCCUGGCGUAUCUCCGAGAACUGGCACGGUGGUGGCCGCAACAGAGAGCGCGACCAGGGCUUCGGUGACCAGGGCUACGGCGGUGGCGAACAGGGCUACGGCGGCGGCGACCAGUACGGCGGUGGCGGCUACGGUGGUGACCAGGGCUACGGCGGUGGUGCUGGUGCCGCUGCUGGCGGUGGUGGCUACGGUGGUGGCUACGGCGGCGACCAGGGCUACGGCGGUGGUGCUGGCGGUGCUGGAGGUGCGGGUGGUUACGGCGGCGGUGGUGGUGGUGGCUAUCAGCAAUACUACGCCGGCAUGCAGGGCGCGUAA
This is a messenger RNA of Cutaneotrichosporon cavernicola, 1713 nucleotides long. RefSeq lists its product as uncharacterized. Lineage: Eukaryota; Fungi; Basidiomycota; Tremellomycetes; Trichosporonales; Trichosporonaceae. The record is from RefSeq and is a predicted model, not a curated record. Gene Ontology annotation, biological process: regulation of mRNA splicing, via spliceosome. Bases 1 to 1713 code for a protein of 570 amino acids. Gene Ontology annotation, cellular component: nucleus. Gene Ontology annotation, molecular function: zinc ion binding; mRNA binding. The transcript is spliced from 4 exons.